Drosophila persimilis is the source of this 754-nucleotide messenger RNA. Its product is annotated as protein argonaute-2. NCBI's taxonomy places the organism in Eukaryota, Metazoa, Arthropoda, Insecta, Diptera, Drosophilidae. The transcript has 3 exons. The record is from RefSeq and is a predicted model, not a curated record. Bases 1 to 582 code for a protein of 193 amino acids.
AUGGCUGCUGGUGCGUCUGCGGACGAAGAAGAGGCUACCCACCCCCCAAAUGGAGGUCCUGCCUCCUCUGGCUUGCAGAAGGAGGAAGAGAAGCAGCAGCAGCCACACAGCGAUGCUAUGGAAAAACAGAACCGACAACAGCACGCAGGACAACAGCGAGGACAGGGCGACAAUCAACAACGCCAAGGAGGCUCCCAGCUCUAUAGUUCUCGCCAGCCGCAAGGCGAACUCCCCCAAUGGCCAGGCCAGCCGCGUGGAGCUUUGGGAAAACCAGGUCAAGUAUCUGUCAAUUAUCUCGACGUUAACUUGGACCAAAUGCCUGCGGUGGCCUACCACUACGAUGUGAAGAUCACGCCAGAGCGUCCUAAGAACUUCUAUCGUCAGGCUUUUGAGCAGUACAGAGUUGAACACUUGGGCGGUGCGAUUGCCGCAUUUGAUGGACGUGCAUCGUGUUACUCAGUUGUGAAGCUAAAAUGCAGCUCCCAGGGCCAAGAAGUGAAAGUAACAGAUCGCCACGGCCACUCUACGUUCAUAUUCAUAAUUACCCGUCCAAAAAAAAAACUACAAAACAUACGGCUGUAAACUGUGGUGGCCCAAGGAGAUACAAAACUACAUAAAUACGGGCACUCUACGUUCAUAUUCAUAAUUACCCGUCCAAAAAAAAAACUACAAAACAUACGGCUGUAAACUGUGGAGGCCCAAGAAGAUACAAUUCAGCUUCAUCUGAUCGUUUUUCUACACAAACCUACAUAAA